ACCGGACCUGACCAAGGCCGUUCCGUCAGCGUUUUCAGACGCCCGUGGAUCGCAGGUGCUGGAGCGGAUCUUCGGUUUUCACAGCUAGAGACUACAGCGACAAAAGAUGAGCGGAACGCUGGGAAAGGUGCUGUGCCUGCGGAACAGUACCAUUUCAAAGGAAGCCUUUGCAUUCCUAAGAUUCAGAACUUGGGGAGAGAAUCCUAUUUAUUGUACAGGUGGCAUUCUACUGAGUACCAGUCGGCAGUACAGGACAAAGCCCACUCAUGGCAUUGGAAGAUACAAGCACCUAGUUAUAUCACAAGAGCCCAAGAAGAAAAGGGGAAAAGUGGAAGUGAGACCCAUUAAUUUGGGGACAGAUUAUGAAUAUGGGGUUCUAAACAUUCACCUGACUGCAUAUGACAUGACCCUGGCUGAGAGUUAUUCUGAGUAUGUGCACAAGCUCUGCAACCAACUCUCUAUCAAAGUUGAGGAAAGUUAUGCAAUGCCCACCAAAACCAUGGAAGUGUUUCACCUGCAGGACCAAGGCAGCAAAAUGUUCCUGGACUCGGUCCUUACCACCCAUGAGCGAGUAGUUCAGAUCAGCGGUCUGAGUGCUACAUUUGCAGAGAUUUUCUUGGAAAUACUCCAGAGCAAUCUUCCUGAAGGAGUCAGAUUGUCAGUAAGAGAGCACACUGAAGAGGACUUCAAGGGAAGGUUCAAAGCUCGUCCAGAACUAGAAGAAUUGUUGGCCAAGUUGAACUAGCUCUUGCAGACCAUUUCAUGAUGGCACUGGUGAUACUGCCAAGCAGAAAACUUCCUGGGUAGAUAGACUUAAGCCAGAAGACAGCCUGGCCCUUAGGUUUUAUUUCUGCCUUUUCCUACAUACAGGAAUAUUUCCUCUCCUCUGGCAUGGUUGUUACUAAUUGUUAUCACUUACCUUUGAGAUAACCUGGAGUGAGCCUAAUCUAAUAAAAAUCUGUGACUGAUGCAAA
Chinchilla lanigera (long-tailed chinchilla) is the source of this 974-nucleotide messenger RNA. RefSeq names its product mitochondrial ribosomal protein L48 (gene Mrpl48). Bases 107 to 745 code for a protein of 212 amino acids. NCBI's taxonomy places the organism in Eukaryota, Metazoa, Chordata, Mammalia, Rodentia, Chinchillidae. The transcript is spliced from 8 exons. Gene Ontology annotation, cellular component: mitochondrial ribosome. The record is from RefSeq and is a predicted model, not a curated record.